GAAAGCUUCAAUCACACGAAACACUCUAAACUCCAAGCCCUAGUACGUUGCCAAGCCCGUUCGUGAACGUCUCGGCAGAGGACGAUGGCGUAAUGACAUUCAUUGGUGCUAAUGCCGUUCUAGCUCUUCAGGAUGUCUACUGCACCUCUACGCCUUGGAAGCACUGCUCCCAACUUUGAUGCUGAUACGACCAAGGGAAAGAUCAAUUUCCACGAGUUCAUCGGCGACAACUGGGUCAUCUUGUUCUCUCACCCUGAGGACUUCACUCCUGUCUGCACUACAGAGCUCGGCGCGUUCGCCAAACUCGAGCCAGAAUUUACCAAGCGCGGUGCGAAGCUCAUUGGCCUCUCAGCCAACACAAUCGACAGCCAUGGCAAGUGGAUUGCAGACAUUGACGAGAUCUCUGGUUCAAGCCUGAGCUUCCCUAUCAUCGGCGACAAGGAGCGCCAGGUUGCACUCGCCUACGACAUGAUUGACCACCAAGAUGCCACCAACGUCGAUUCCAAGGGAAUUGCCUUCACUAUACGCUCGGUCUUCUUCAUCGACCCCAAGAAGACCAUCCGAACCAUCCUCUCCUACCCUGCCUCUACCGGUCGCAACACUGCUGAGGUUCUCCGCAUUCUCGAUUCUCUGCAGACUGGUGACAAAAACCGCAUCACCACUCCCAUCAACUGGGUCCCUGGUGACGAUGUGAUUGUGCACCCCUCGGUUAAGAAUGACGAGGCCAAGACCCUUUUCCCCAACUUCCGCAUUGUGAAGCCAUACCUACGAUUCACUCCUCUCCCCAAAGAGAAGACCAGCGCCGCAUAAAUCAGACGAUGUUGACAUGAUACCACGGAGGAGGAAUAAAAUGGACUGGUCGAUGAUGCGACAAAUUCAACCCUGGGCAAAAUUUCAAUAGCCUAGUGGAUUAGUAAUUGAUGAAUACUUCAAACUUUGUGUCCAACUUUGCAUGGUGAUGAGCACGAGUGAGGUCCCGAGCACUAGAUAAAAAUAACGCGCGGCACUAUGGGCGACAGGCCUGUGGUAUUAUUAUUAUUGGACAGUGAGCACAAAUGGAAUAUUAAAUGCCGGAGGUGACACGAU
Messenger RNA from Pseudovirgaria hyperparasitica, 1086 nucleotides. RefSeq names its product thioredoxin-like protein. The transcript has 2 exons. Gene Ontology annotation, cellular component: mitochondrion; cytosol. Lineage: Eukaryota; Fungi; Ascomycota; Dothideomycetes; Acrospermales; Acrospermaceae. Gene Ontology annotation, biological process: cellular response to oxidative stress; cell redox homeostasis; cellular oxidant detoxification. The coding region runs from base 133 to 810 and encodes 225 amino acids. Gene Ontology annotation, molecular function: peroxiredoxin activity. The record is from RefSeq and is a predicted model, not a curated record.